GUGGCAGCCAGCCCACACCCAUGCCUUCCUGACUCCUGGUGAGCCCUGGAGUGGUGACAGCAUGUCUGCAUGGCGCUGUGCAGCCCCAGCUUGGGGCGGGAUAGGAAGAGAACAGGGCUAGCGACACAGCAGGAAGGAAACUGCUCACACUGGGGAAAAUCACUUGGCAGCACAGUGGUCUUGCAAGGAAAUCACCCUAGCUGUGCUAUCAAGCAUCCGAAAAUACUGGUUGGAAUUGAAAACAUGCCUGGGGAAACACCCACAGCAUGACCCAUCUGGGGAGGAGUAGACAGCCGGGAAUGCUGCCCCACUGCCCUGGCUGCUGGGGCAAGGGAUGUGCUGGGAGGAGAGCGCUGCCAGCCACGGUGUGACGCAGCACCGGGUGCUGAUGGGAGCCAAAGUCAGUGACAUACCUCCAUGGCUUCGUUGGAUGUGUUGGUAAGUGUGCCUGCCCAAGGAUGGAGCCGGGAAGCUCCUGACACUGCUGAGAUGCUGUCCCCAGGGGCACCUGGCCAGGCGUUCUGCUGCUCCAGAAUGGACCUGGCUGAGGCUUGAGUCGCUGCUGCGGGGGAGAAAGAAAAUCUGCAUCCCUGCAGCCAGAGCCAGAUGGGGGCGCAAAGAGGUUUCCUAGCCUGGGGGCCGUUCCUGGAGCAUGGGAGAGCGGGGGUCCCCAUAUCGGCACUGGGACCGGUGGCACUCAGUGCUUGGUUCCUCGAGCUGCAGCCAGUGAGGAGUGGGGCAGAGCUGCACAGCGCGUAUUGCCCUAUCCAUCCAGACCUUAUCAGUGGUAGGAAAGCCUUGCUUGUAGAUGUGAAUGGCUUGUUGUCCCCUGGAGCAAGUGUGCAUCCCACAGAUGUGCCCAUGGAAGUGUUCUCUGUCCCCUGGCAUAGGUGGACCAAGUAGCAUCUUGUCAUGGCAAGCACCCACACAGAAGAGCCACUUGCUGAGGACACAGCCGACCAUGAUGCACACAUCUAUGAGGAGGUGAUGCUCUGUGAGAGGAUGGAGCACAGCCAGCGGCUGGCUGUGGAGGAGCUCAUCACCACUGAAGCCAGCUAUGUGCACAACCUCCAGCUGUGCCUGUCCGACAUCCGGGCGCACCUCCAGAAGAAGCAGCUGCCUGGUCUUGACCUGGAAGGACUCUUCUCUAACAUUGAUGACAUCCUCCAUGUCUCCAGACGGUUCCUGAGGGGACUUCAGGACACUGCUACCCAGGAGCAUGAGCAGCUGCUCAGCAUCAGCACUCUGUUCCAGGAGUUCAAGGAGGAGAUGGAGAUGGUCUACAAGAUCUACUGUGCUAGCUAUGAGCAUGCCCUCCUCCUGGUGGAGAGCUACCGCAAGGACCCCAGGCUGCAGGAGGAGAUCAUGGAGACCCUGAGCACGACAGUGCCUCACACGAGCGCCUCGGACCUCAGCUUCUUCCUGGUGAUGCCGGUGCAGAGAGUCACCAAAUACCCACUGCUGCUGGGCAAGAUCCUGGAGAACACCCCUGCCAGCACCAGCUCUCAUGCAGCCCUCGCUGCAGCCGUGCGUGCCAUGACCCAGGUCAAUGCCAACAUCAACGAGUACAAGCGGCGCCGGGAAGUGGCCACCAAGUACAACAAGGCUGAGCAGCUGACGCUGCGGGACCGCUUGGCUCGGCUCAACACCCAUUCCAUCGCCAAGAAGACCACGCGGCUGAGCCGGCUCCUCAUGCACGAAGCCGGCAUCGUGGCCAAGACAGAGGACAAGGAGUAUGAUGACCUGGAAGAGAAAUUCCAGAGCGUGGCAUCCAGUGUGGUUGCACUGAAGGAGAACGUGGCAUCCUACCUGAAGCACUUAGAGGCAUUCCUGCUGCCUACCCCACACAAGUGUGAGCUGCAGAUGGAGGAGGGCCCUGCCCAGCAGUACCGCCGCCUCGCAGAGCACCUCCACUGCGCUGUGUUCCCAGAGUUUAGGCGCCGGCUGGACAGGCUUGUCUGGCAGCCGCUCUGCAGCCUGGCAGAGAUGCUGGUGGGGCCGCAGCAGCUGGUCAAGAAGCGCCUGGACAAGCUGCUGGACUACGAGGAGAUUCAGGAGAGGAGGAGCGAAACGGGCAAUGUGACAUAUGAUGAGGAAGCAGCCAUGAACACCUAUCUGGCCAUCAAUGCCCUGCUUGUGGCUGAGCUCCCGCGCUUCAACCAGGUGGCCAUGCAGCUCCUGGAACAGCUCCUGGGCUCCUUCUGCGUCCUGCAGCAGGACUUGGCUGCAGAGGUUCUGCAUGAGGCUAAAAAGGAACUAGAGCAGAUGCCCCAUGGCCACAUGCUGCUGCCCGCUUUCUGGAGGCUGGUGGAGGACACCCUGCAGCAGUCAGGAGUUCAGCUCUCUACCUUCAUCCAGGCAUUUGAGACUGUCACACCAAGCCCUGUGCCACAGCCCCUGAACCCUGCUGAGGAGCGGAAGGUCCUUUCCCUUGUGAACAAACACGGUAAAGACAAGCUUUACCAAGUGACAAGCAACAUCAGUGGCAGCAAAGACAUGGACCUGACCUUGCAAAGGGGGCAGAUUGUGGCUCUGCUGCAGAGUGUGGAUACUAAAGGCAACAAGGGCAGAUGGCUUGUGGAUGCUGGAGGUCCCCGAGGGUUUGUGCCUGCUGCCAAACUCCAGCCCUAUUGCCUGGGACCAAGCCAGCAGCCCAGGAUGCAGAUGUCAGCCCUGGAGAGUGGUACAGAGAGAAGGCGACAUUCUUAUGUGUCACCUGAAGCUCCUAAACCCCAGGUGGCCACAUUCACCCCGGCUUUCCAGGUGGUCGCUGGCUUCUCCUUCACAGCACGCAGCCCGCAGGAGCUCAGCCUGCAGGCAGGGCAGCCCGUGGUGGUGCUGGAGCCGCACGACAAGAAGGGCAGCACUGAGUGGAGCCUGGUGGAGGUGAACGGGCAGCAGGGCUACGUGCCCUCCAGCUACCUGCGGACAGUCCCUGUGCAGGAGCCCAUGGGCUGGAAUCUGCCCGUGUGAGCAGCACCAGCGCAGCACCUGAUGGGUUCGUGCCGCUCACGGAGGAGAGCUGUCUGAUUGGCACCUGAUGAGCUCGUUGCUGAGGGAGUGGCUGCACAGCCCUUGCCUGGGGAAGCAGCAGAAUGUGGCCCAGGGGCGGUUGCAAGUGGGGAGAUGUGCUUUGUGCAGCUGUGCACAAGGGCAGGAAAGUGCGAGGGUGCCACGUCCAUGUGUGUUUGCUUCUGGCUGGGCAGCACGGAGAGAAGACUUGGGAUGGAGUGACAUGUGGCUGCAGUUCGGCAGGGAUUCAUUUUGGUGAGAAAAAUGCCUGUAGUGGUGAUGAGAGAACCAUCCCUGAGUAAAUCACGUCUGAGCUGCAAA
Molecule: messenger RNA, 3333 nt
Organism: Lagopus leucura (white-tailed ptarmigan)
Lineage: Eukaryota; Metazoa; Chordata; Aves; Galliformes; Phasianidae
Gene: ARHGEF37
Product: Rho guanine nucleotide exchange factor 37
Exons: 15
Coding region: 913-2973 (686 amino acids)
Cellular component (GO): cytoplasm
Molecular function (GO): guanyl-nucleotide exchange factor activity; protein binding
Source: RefSeq, a predicted model, not a curated record